Molecule: messenger RNA, 1245 nt
Organism: Anopheles marshallii
Lineage: Eukaryota; Metazoa; Arthropoda; Insecta; Diptera; Culicidae
Product: putative protein FAM10A4
Exons: 1
Coding region: 1-1245 (414 amino acids)
Molecular function (GO): Hsp70 protein binding; protein dimerization activity
Source: RefSeq, a predicted model, not a curated record
AUGGAGUGUCCGAUCUCUCCGGCCGAGUUGCAAUCGCUCAAGGUGCUAAUCGACUUUUGCAAGCUAACUCCUAAGCUACUUAACCUGCCACAGUUGCACUUUCUGAAGCAGUUCAUCGAAAGUUUGGGCGGCAAGGUUCCGGAAGGUAUGCCCGAUCUGAACAGCAAGGUAGGAAGCGACAAGCAAGAAAGCAACGGUGGCACUUCAGCGGAAACGAAGAAAGAAGAAGAACCGAUUGAAUCGGAUCCGGAAUCAGAACUGGAGCUGGAUAACGAGGGAUGCGUCGAACCGGACUCGGAACCGAACCAACCGAUGGGCGAUGUGUCGAAGGAGCCGACGGAGGAAGAGUUCGACCAGGCAAACGAUUUCCGAUCUCAGGCGGCUGCGGCAUAUGGCGAACAGAAGUACGACGAAGCCGUAAAGCUGUUCACCGAUGCCAUCCAGCUGAACCCGAAGAGUGCUUUGUACUAUGCGAAGCGUGGUCAAGCGUAUCUGAAGCUGCAGAAACCGAACGCUUGUAUCCGGGACUGUAACCGUGCGCUGGAAAUCAACCCAGACUCGGCAACGGCCUACAAAUUCCGUGGACGUGCCAACCGUCUGCUUGGUCACUGGGAGGAAGCAGUCAAGGAUUUGCGACAGGCCUGUAAGCUCGACUUUGACGAAGAAGCGGACGAGUGGCUAAAGGAGGUAACACCCAACGCGAAAAAGAUCGAACAGCACAAGCAGAAACAGUCACGCCGUCACCAGGAGCGUGAGUUCCGCCAACGGCAGGAACGUGCCCGCAAAGCUCAGGAAGCGAAUCGUAAGGCGGCAGAAGAGGCUACGGCCGGUGAGGGAGCUGGACUUGGUGGAGCUGGUGCUGGUGGUUCGCCUUUCGGUGGUAGCAUCCCAGAAGAGCUGCUCAAAUCGUUUGCCGAUCCCGAGAUCCGCGACGCCAUGAUGGAUAUGUUUAGCAACCCGUCCAAUAUCUCCAAGUACAUGAACAAUCCGAAGGUUAUGUCGGUACUGAUGAAGAUAUACUCCGACGAAUCGGGAGGUGGUGGUUUCCCUGGAUUCGGUGGUGGCGGUUUCCCAGGUUUUCCCGGUUCGGGUGGUGGUGGUUUUCCCGGUUUCCCUAGCGGCGCUGGUGGUGCCGGAUUCCCGAACUUUGGCGGUUCGGACGGUGGAGCAGGUGCGGGUGCAGGAGCUGGAACAGGUGCUGGCAGUGGUGGUGGUGGUGGUGCCCGUGUGGAUGAUCUAGAUUAG